This is a messenger RNA of Darwinula stevensoni, 768 nucleotides long. NCBI's taxonomy places the organism in Eukaryota, Metazoa, Arthropoda, Ostracoda, Podocopida, Darwinulidae. The record is from the annotation of a GenBank genome assembly.
AUGAAUGAUUAUGGGUACUACACCUUCACCGGGAGUUUCCAGUCGGCGGGGACGCUGUUGGACCAGCGGUCGAUCUCGCUCUACGCGAAUCCGAGCGUGGCGCAGAUCCCCGUCGUGGGCGUGAUCACGCCCGUGUUCACGUACACGCUGAGCCGGGCCAACCCGGGCCCGGGGGAGUCGAUCGUCGUCGAGAUUCGCAUCCAAAUCCCGCCCCAGUCGACGUGGGACCUGAAGCUCACCGUCGCGAGCGCCCCCCCGCCCUACCACGGCCGCCUGUGCGGCGCCGUCGUCUCCGCCGUCGGCCACGGCCUCCCCUGCCUCCGCACCGGCGAGGACAUCUACCGGUUCGCGCGGAACUACGACUGGAAGAUGAACGCGGUCGCGACGUACGACUACGACGCGGCGAACGCCAGCGUCGGCCAUUACGGGACGACGAUCUACUUUCAGGGUCUCACGAACGUCGGCCGCCGCCCCAUGGCGUGGAGCCCCUACGAGCCGGAGAACCUGGUGGUGGCGUCUCUGGGACUGACGAUGCCGGAGGAAGGAGGCCCCGCCGCGAAUCUCACGGUGACGCUGGGGUCCAUGGCAGGGGACAGAGUCUACGGCGGGAUGGCCGUGGCGGUGGCGAGGGGGACGACCCUCCCCACCCCGACGAAUCUCACGAUGGGAGUCAACGUCACGCUGGGUGAGGAGCGAGCGGAGAGGGGCGGGGAGGGGAGGGGCGGGGCGGGGAGGGGCGGGGAGGGGAGGGGCUGGGCGGGGAUUUAG